AAAUCUCUGGAUAUUUUGGAAUUCUAAUCUCUUUAAUCUGCACUAAAACUGUUAAUGAGUAAAUCUGUAGUAACACCUUUUAUGGGCAGUAUUUUACCAACAGAUAAACUACUUGAGGUUAUCCAGAGUAAAACAGAUUGAGACCCUGAACUUGAACCAGAAUCAGUGACCUACAGACCUACAGCCAAAUUCAUUCAUGAUGAAGCUUCAAAUUUCAAUAGCCAAUGAAGGAGGUGGACUGAUGUUGAAAAAUGAUUUGAAUGAAGAGGAUUUGGAGCCCUGGGCUGAUUUUAACACCAGCAUGUCUAGGGUGAAUGAACAAAAACAUAUAAGCCAUGAGGAUUCUGUGGACUUUUCUGAUAUUUACCACUCUAAUGAAGAGUAUUUCAGGAAACUAGAAGAGCUGAAGGCAGCCCACAUAGAAACUAUGGCAAAGUUAGAGAAAUUGUACCAGAAUAAAUUAAAUUUAAAGGAAAUUCAGCCAGCAGUCACCAGGGAAGAAACUGCUAGUGUCUCUUCCAGGUCUGUAUCAGAGAACUCCUAUCACCCUGUCUCGUUAAUGACAUCAAUUUCAGAACCUGAUUUAAGUCAGUCUUCCUCCUUGAUCGUGUCUUCCUCUGAAGAAGAGUUGCCCAGCUUAGAAAAAAAGUAUCCUGAGAAAAGCAGUAUGAUGACCUAUGCUAAGGAGCUCAUCAACAACAUGUGGACAAACUUCAGCGUAGAAGAUUAUAUCCAGUUUGAAGAUGUCAACCUGCCAGCACUUGAAAAACAAAGAAAGAAACCUAAAGAAUGGGUGCCAAGGAUUACAGUACCCGAGCCUUUUCAAAUGACAGUUAGAGAGCAGAAGAAAAAAGAAGAGAACAUGAAAUCGAAAUCAGAUAUUGAAAUGGCACACAAACUUCUCAAGAAGCAAGAAGAAGAGUCAGAGUGUAAGAAAAAAUUCCGAGCCAACCCAGUUCCUGCGUUCGUCUUUCUCCCCCUUUAUCAUGAUAUGGUCAAGCAAAAUGAAGUACGGAGGAAGGCUAUGAAGGAGAGAAACAAAGAAGCUCUUUUGGCCUCUCAAAGGCCCUUUAAGUUUAUUGCAAGGGAGGAACAGAAGCAAGCAGUUCGGGAAAAGCAGCUGAAAGACUUUUUUAAGUCUAAAAAGAAAAUAAAUCGUUUUAAAGCCAGACCUAUACCUCGCUCUACUUAUGGUUCAAUACUCAAUGACAAGUUAACAGAACAAGCACUCUAUAAAAACAUUAGGGCGCAGCAGAGAACUCAAGACUUUUUACAGAAUCCAUCCCCUCUGCCUUACAGUCCACCUCGCAGGAGUUUUGCUACAAGGAAGUCCAGGGGUCCUGAACAGGCUGAGAAUUCCAAGUAUGAACACAGGGUUAGGCGCCAGCCUGCUGGUUCUGAAGGCCCACCUGAGAGGUGUCAGAAACACCACUCAGAACAGAAGUGUCCCAAAUUCCGGACAGUCUGUGAACCAUCUGACCUUCAGGCAGCCUCACAUUCACCCACCAAAAGAGAGAAAAUUUUGGCAGACAUCGAAGCAGAUGAAGAGAAUUUAAAAGAGACACGUUGGCCUUAUCUGUCUCCAAGGCGCAAGUCAGCAGUAAGGGAUGCAGACACAAAGCCUGCACCUUGUAGCUGCAACCCUCCAACGCCCACGGCGUCCUCCCGAGGAAGAGAGCAAGCCACAAGGAGAUCACUUGAGGAAAAGAAAAUGUUGGAAGAAGAGAGACAUCGGAUCUUAACUAAGCAGAAGCAAAGAAUGAAAGAAUUGCAGAAACUCCUGACAAUCCGGGCUAAGGCUUAUGACUCACACGAGAGUUUAGCUCAGAUGUCUAAAUCCAGAAUAAAAGCUCUCAGAAAGAGUGAAAAGGAAAGGAUGAGAGAAUACCGACGAGAACUAGAAGAAAGAGAAGAAAAAUUAAAAAACAGGCCGCUGCUAUUUGAAAGAGUUGCUCAGAAAAAUGCAAGAAUGGCAGCAGAAAAGCAUUAUUCUAACACUUUAAAAGCACUAGGAAUAUCUGAUGAGUUUGUUUCAAAGAAAGGCCAAAGUGGAAAAAUAUUUGAGUACUUCAGCAAUCAAGAGAUGAAAAAUUUCACAGAAGAUAAAGAAAGCUUUAAUGAAGAAGAAAAAAUAGAAGAAAGAGAGAAUGGGGAAGAAAAUUAUCUUACUGAUACCAACAGCCAAGAUUCUUGCAAGGAAACAGAUGAAGUCAAUGAAGAGAAUGGAGAAGAGAAAUGUGUUGAAGAAUAAAACUGAGUCAGUUGGCAGGGUCACCUUUCUGUGCCCCUGCUGUUGGUUGGCAGCAUUGGGCAUCAGAAGCUGUGCUUGUGGUGUUAAGGACAUCUAUGAGGACCCAUCUGUUAUGUGCAGGACUCUUGAGCGAAGUCCUCAUUUGGCCUGAAAAGGUCAAAUCCAGCUAAUGGGUCAUUUGAUUGUUUAAAGUCAGGUUUUGCCCUCCAGUUUUUAAAAUCACUAUAUAUGGUCUGUUUGCAACUUUGAUCUUCUGUUUUUUAAAAAUGUUUGAGAAUCACAGCUGUCACAAACUGAUUAGAUAUAAAAGUAUACAUCACUUCAUUAUUUUGGGUAGAAAAAUUGCUUAACAUUGAGAGUAGACAGACAUAUUGGCCUUUGGUGAUUUGUUUGGAAAAAGUGUUCUGGAAAGCAUGAAUUGAAAAAUAAAUAUUUUUAAAUUGUA
Messenger RNA from Odocoileus virginianus texanus, 2696 nucleotides. It is a transcript of the gene FAM161A, whose product is annotated as FAM161 centrosomal protein A. Gene Ontology annotation, cellular component: ciliary basal body; cilium; photoreceptor connecting cilium. NCBI's taxonomy places the organism in Eukaryota, Metazoa, Chordata, Mammalia, Artiodactyla, Cervidae. The record is from RefSeq and is a predicted model, not a curated record. Gene Ontology annotation, biological process: cilium organization.